CUUGUUGAGGCUGACUUUUUCAUGAAACACAUGUACAGUACCUAGCCGCCGUGGUUCGACGAAAUUAGUUCGUCAAGAAGUCGGCUGUCGCUGGGAUUUUGUCGUAAAAUUGUUUUUCGUUGUGCACAUUAUACACCAACAUCAUGCCAAUGUACCAGGUAAAGCCCAUCAAUGGGAGUGAAAUAAAGAUUGAUUUGCCAACGUGCAUGUACAAGUUACCGAAUGUCCACGCUCAAGCAAGCAGCUGCUCCGAACAUGCGCUUCAGAACGGUGAGUUAGACCCAGCCGUGGCAGCCCUGGAGCUGCGUCAAGAUGAGAUCAUGCGCAGGCUCUACGAGCUAAAGGCUGCCGUGGAGGGCCUGGCCAAGACUGUGACCACCCCCGAUGCUGACCUGGACGUGACCGUGACUAGCCUCUCCCAGAGCCCCACCUCCACAGCCUUCAGAGGGACCUCAGACCUGGACUCGCUUCUGGGAAAGGACCUUGGUGCACUCAGAGACGUAGUGAUAAACGCCAGCCCAACCCGGCCUCCUCUCACCCUGCUGGUGCUCCAUGGGUUGCUGUGCCAGCGCUACCGGGUCCUCUCCACUGUCCACGUCCACUCGUCUGUGGCCGAUGUGCCGCCGGCGCUGCUGUCCUGCCUCGGCCCGCAACACGCCGACAGCUACACCCGCCAGAGCUUCCAGCUGGGCUUCACCCUCAUCUGGAAAGAUGUGCCAAAGCUGCAGAUGAAGUUCAAUGUCCAGAACAUGUGUCCUAUCGAAGGCGAGGCCAACGUGGCCCGCUUCCUGUUCCGCCUCCUCAGCCCCUACCCCAGUGACCCUGCCCUCGCCACCUUGAUUGACAGCUGGGUGGACACCGCUUUCUUCCAACUGGCCGAGGGAAGCGCCAAGGAACGUGCCACCGUCCUCCGAGCCCUCAACAGCUCCCUGGGCCGAGAACCCUGGCUGGCCGGUCCUGAGCUCUCAUUGGCCGACAUUGCCUGCUACUGCUGUGUCCGCCAGACGUGCUCCUCCACUCCAGCCAAUGUCCAGCGGUGGUUGAAAGCCUGCGACAACCUGGGUCACUUUAGCUCCACCCUCCCCCUCCUGCAGUGAUUUCAGCUUCCCAGGCCAGGAGAGGCUGACCUAUCAGAGUUAUGCACUAUGCAUACAACGAGGAGAGGGUGUUUAAGAAUUUAAGUGUAAAUCAUAUCCAAACUUGAAAUGUUUUUCUAGUAACUGCGUCCUUUAUCACUUUUAUUACAUUAAAUUAACUGUUAAGGAAGCAUGGUGGAAGAAUUUGAACCUAGCUGUUUUAGCCAAAUUCAGCGUUGAGAUAAGGGAUGUCUGAGGAGUAAAGCAUUUAGGGUAAUUGGAUAUGAAGUAUAAGUAAUAAAAAAUAAAGCUGUAAACACAGUACAUCCCUCCUACCUCGUGCCUAUCAUGAUCCUGUACUAGAUGCUGUGUGGUGGUGGUGGUAUUAAACCAUUAAACAAGACAAGUGGUGUAAAAAGUGACGCAAACAGAGCCUACUGGAAUGAUGUGUGCAGUAUGAACAGUAAAACUUUGUAGCGUUUUUCUUUUAAAUCAUUAAAUUUUCACUUUGGAUGAAUCUUUAAA
Osmerus eperlanus (European smelt) is the source of this 1601-nucleotide messenger RNA. It is a transcript of the gene aimp2, whose product is annotated as aminoacyl tRNA synthetase complex interacting multifunctional protein 2. The transcript has 4 exons. The record is from RefSeq and is a predicted model, not a curated record. Bases 144 to 1097 code for a protein of 317 amino acids. Lineage: Eukaryota; Metazoa; Chordata; Actinopteri; Osmeriformes; Osmeridae. Gene Ontology annotation, cellular component: aminoacyl-tRNA synthetase multienzyme complex.